AUGGAUGCCCAAUGCAAAUUGCUGCCAAAACUAAAGCUCAGUUUCAACGUAAUGGGCUGCUUGUCUGGGAAACAGAAACAUGCCGAUUCUGCUACAACCUUGCGGGCAGCUUUGCUGAUCCAGCGCUGGUAUCGGCGCUAUAGAGCGCGCAUGGAAGUUCGUCGUCGCUAUACAUGGAAUAUAUUUACAAGUUUGGAAUACGCUGGAGAAAAUGAUCAAGUUGAGCUAUACAACUUCUUCAAUGCGUUACUUACACACAUUCCCGAAGCUGCUGCUUCCCAUCGUCCAUCAAUACAAAAGGACUCAGAGAUAUCAUUAGCUUCAGAUGUUUAUUUCGAUGAGUCAGAUUUCAAUGAGGAUGGCGAAUAUCGGUCGGAUAAAAAUUAUGAUGGACCACAUAUAAAAUUUCCACUAAUUAAAAAGGAUAUUGUGACGCUAAUUGAUUUGUUUCGCAAGAAAAAGCGCAAUGCUGAGAAGCUGAUGAUAAUGAUUGAAGAAGUCUACCGCUGGUUACCGCUGGGAACCAUUGUCAACAAUCGGGUGUUGAUUGUGCAUGGCGGCAUCUCCGAUACAACUGAUUUGGAUAUGAUAAAAAGUAUCGACAGAGGAAAGCGCAAUGCUGAGAAAUUGAUGAUAAUGAUUGAAGAAGUCUACCGCUGGUUACCGCUGGGAACCAUUGUCAACAAUCGGGUGUUGAUUGUGCAUGGCGGCAUCUCCGAUACAACCGAUUUGGAUAUGAUAAAAAGUAUCGACAGAGGAAAG
Rhagoletis zephyria (snowberry fruit fly) is the source of this 762-nucleotide messenger RNA. Its product is annotated as serine/threonine-protein phosphatase rdgC-like. Gene Ontology annotation, molecular function: hydrolase activity; protein binding. The record is from RefSeq and is a predicted model, not a curated record. Lineage: Eukaryota; Metazoa; Arthropoda; Insecta; Diptera; Tephritidae.